This is a messenger RNA of Brachypodium distachyon (stiff brome), 1122 nucleotides long. RefSeq names its product coiled-coil domain-containing protein 25. The record is from RefSeq and is a predicted model, not a curated record. The transcript has 6 exons. NCBI's taxonomy places the organism in Eukaryota, Viridiplantae, Streptophyta, Magnoliopsida, Poales, Poaceae. Bases 245 to 892 code for a protein of 215 amino acids.
AUAUCCGCCCGCCCAGCGCCAUCGCCUGGUUCGUCGCUGAGUCCUCUCCCUUGGCCUGCUCCCCUGCCUCUCUUUCUUUCUCUGCCUCCGCUCCUUCCUCUGUUGCCGCCUCUUUUUCCUGCGACAAAACCUACACCUGGAUAUAUAUAUAGUUGAGGAGCUCAAGUCAGGUGAAGUGCUGCGUUCGUGGAAGCCGGCGAGGAAGAGAGCGCGCGAGAGAUUAUAUUUAUAUAUAUUGGCGCCAAUGGUGUUCUAUUACAAGGCGCGACCGGACGCCGGGGAUUACACGAUCUACAUGGGCGCCGACAAGAACGAGAACGAGGAGCUCAUCAAGUACGGCCUCCCCGAGGACGUCUGGUUCCAUGUGGACAAGGUGUCCUCGGCGCACGUCUAUCUGAGGCUAAGGAAGGGCGAGUCUGUAGAUAGCAUCAGCGAUGGCCUCCUGGAGGAUUGCGCACAGCUCGUAAAAGCGCACUCCAUUCAAGGAAACAAGAUGAACAAUGUCGAGGUGGUCUACACGCCAUGGUCUAAUCUCAAGAAGGGGCCGUCCAUGGAUGUCGGACAAGUUGGCUUCCACAACCCUAGGCUGGUUUAUGUCUUGACUGUGGAGAAGCGUGUUAACGAGAUCCUCAACAGGUUGAAUAAGACCAGGGUAGAGCGCCGACCAGACCUCAAAGCCGAAAAAGACGCAUCAAACGCAGCGGAGAAGGCCGAGAGGAAGAUGCAGUUGAAAGACAAGAAGCGUAGAGGAGAGAUGGAGAGGCAGGAGAAGGAGCGUCAGGCGGAGAUACGGAGCUACAAGGGCCUCAUGAUCGCAGAGAAGAUGACCUCCAACCGGCAGAUCGCUUCCGCCGGCAAGUCCAUGCAGGAAGUUGAGGACGACUUUGUCUGAGAUUUGUGCUGUGUAGAGUAGUAGUACUAUCCAUCUGUGCAUAUGACCGGUCGAUCCAUCGUCGAUUUGAUCCGUUCCUGGUGGUUACAAGGUGUACAUAUAUAAGGUCCUUUAAUUUGGACGUAGAAGAGAAAGAAGCUGGCGCGCGGAUGUGUUUGUACAUUCCAAAAUUCCGAGUACAAAAUUUCAUGCAAGAUAUGGGUCAGCGUCAGGCUGGCUUCUUCGAUCUU